AUGUCGACGCCCGCCAGCAGCAAAAGAGUAAAAUUUGUCGCUUCUGAUCCAUCUCGAGGCGGCUUGCCUGUGAAGCGCAAACAGGUCCAGCACGCCUGCGACUCUUGUCGCCGGAAAAAGCGAAGAUGUAUUCAUGCAGAUGACGCGGGAGAUGAACCCUCACCAGACGAGGGCCGUGGCCCAGGUUCCUCGCCAUCUCACACAUCGCCUGUACACGACGCCCGCAGCGUCACGCCGGUCAGCCGCACCUCAUUACCUUUAGCCGCGAAUGGCCUUUAUGGCCGCCAGCAAGAACAGCCUCAUCCGCCAUUCAAUCGCGCAAAUAACAUAGUGCAGCGUCAUGCCCAAGAUGGUUCGUUUCAGACGCGGUCGUCUCGCUUUGUUGGCGACUUGAAUCCCGAGGGCAUGUUUAUCGAGGCCACAGCGUCAGUCUCCGCUCGCGAAUCCUCUCAGAAGGGUGACGUUGGAAUAUGGCUCCCCGCUGGCAGUGGACAGUCGUCACAAUUCAUCACUUCUCGACCACCUGCGAUAAUGGACAGGUUUCUGCUCCCAUUCGUAGAGGAACAUUGCCUGUCAUGCUUACCUCCGGAGGACGAUUUCGCAAAGCUGAAAGCCACAUUUAUUCACAAGAUUCACCCCAUAUUCCCCAUUCUCUCUCUAUCAUCGCUCAAUGAACCUCUCAACAGCCCUGCAAAUAUUAUUCAGCGCCAACUUGUAUGCCUGGCGGCUGGAAGCGACCCAGACAUGACACAAUACCUACGACUCGAGAACAGAGGUUCUGCUUUGUUAUCGCCACAAGACUAUUCGCAAUCGCUGUCCUCGUCGGUUAGAGCUAUACUAGAAACAAGCCUCAUCACUGACAGAGUGGCGCACAUUCAAGCUUUAGCAAUGCUAUCGUUCUACGUUCAGCCCACAUGCGCUGAGGAAGCCGAUUUACCGGCGCAGCUGGGCGGUAGGGCUAUACAUCACAUCCAAACAUUGGGUCUUCACUUAUUACGCUACGACUCACCCAACUGCGAUGACCUGAACAACUUGUUCUGUGCAGUGUGGGCAUUGGAUCGCAUAAAUGCGGCCAUGUAUGGCCGACCGUGUCUGCUCCAUGAGAGGGAUAUCGGCACCGAUCUCGACGCAUGCAUUCGCAAACGACCGCCAUGUUUUAGACUUUUUCUGUCCGUCAUACAAUGGCUCGACCAAGUGGUAGAGCUAUAUCGGCCAGGCCCAAGUGAAGAAGCUUCUGGGGUUGACAAGGUAGCCUACAUCGACCUGCCAGUCUUGGAAGCGAUGAUUGUGAAUGCGGAUGCUCUCAAAGUUUCUUCCCCUCUCAUUGCCACCAUCGAGACAUUCUACCACGCCGUUAUCAUCCUAUCUUGCCGACUUCCGCGCCCAGGCACUGCACCCGCUGCUUCCACUCUUCCCCCGCCUUCAGCCAACGCCCGCCGGUCCUUGGCAGCCGAAAGAAUUGCAUGCGCAGUUCCACGAGACUGCCUGAGCCCGGCGCCGUUUGUUCCCUACGCUGUGUCCCUGGCGCUGAGUGUGGAAUACCGAAAAAUGCGACAUAGUCGAUUGCCAAUGUUCCGUGCCAGGGCCAUGAGCUCCUUCAAGCGGAACUGCGAGCUGUUGAGGCGUUAUAGCAACCAUUUCUGGAACGCUAGUGUGGUGGCAGGGCUAGGAGAACGAGUACUCAAGGAAAUGGAGCGAGCUGCCACCACUUUGAAUAAGGAUUACACGCCUUCGGUCACUAUCGCAGAGUCCAAUCUAGCCGGCAGUGCCCCAAGCAUACCUACGGCAGGCAUUACAGAACUGCCGCUACAUGACCCAGACGGUAUGAAUGCCGCUAUCGAUUCUGCCAUCGGAAUGGAUAAUACGGUCGAUUUUUCCCUCGUCGAUCCUGUGUCUGGUCAAGACGUCUUUGGCCACAUCGAUCCAAGCUUCAAUCUCGAUGCUGUAGAAGAUGCGCUAGAGGCGCACCUAGACAUUGGCCUACCAUUUACCUGGGGCGACUGGGGCCAUUACGCGACCUAG
This is a messenger RNA of Beauveria bassiana ARSEF 2860, 2022 nucleotides long. RefSeq names its product fungal specific transcription factor. Lineage: Eukaryota; Fungi; Ascomycota; Sordariomycetes; Hypocreales; Cordycipitaceae. Gene Ontology annotation, biological process: DNA-templated transcription; regulation of DNA-templated transcription. The transcript is spliced from 4 exons. The record is from RefSeq and is a predicted model, not a curated record. Gene Ontology annotation, molecular function: zinc ion binding; DNA binding; DNA-binding transcription factor activity, RNA polymerase II-specific. Bases 1 to 2022 code for a protein of 673 amino acids.